CACCUGCAGCGCCGGGCUGGGGACGGAGCCCGGAGCCCGGAGCCCGGAGGCGGCGGCGGCGGCGGGGACGUCGCCUGGGGCCUGAGUCCUGUCCGGCCCCCGCACGGCCGGCGGCAGGGCAGAAACCGUUCUCUUGGGACCAUUCAGAAGCAAAGAGACGCCAACGCUGUGACAUAUGCCGGUGCCACCGCCGCCACCACCUCCUCCUCUGCCUCCCCCUCCCCCACCGCUGGGGGCCCCUCCUCCUCCCCCACCACCAGCGCCCCCGGUAGGCACAGACACUUCCAGCCUGAGAAAGGCGGACCCCAAAGGUCGGAGUGCGUUGUUGGCUGAUAUCCAGCAAGGAACUCGCCUACGAAAAGUCACACAGAUCAAUGACCGCAGUGCCCCACAAAUCGAGAGUUCUAAAGGAACCAACAAAGAAGGAGGGGGAUCUGCAAACUCUCGAGGUGGAAGCACACCGCCAGCCCUGGGAGAUCUGUUUGCUGGUGGCUUUCCUGUGUUGAGACCAGCCGGCCAGAGGGAUUUGGCAGGUGGCAAGACAGGGCAGGCCCCUGGCUCCCGCGCACCUUCUCCCCGGCUUCCCAUCAAAACUCUCGGGGGCCCACCUAACCCCCCUGCAUCUCCCAGGCUAGGCAAUGCCUCUGAGGCUCAUGGCGCUGCCAGGACAGUCCCUCCUCGCCCCAGCAUGCCUGCCCCCCCUCCUCCCACCCCACCCCCACCCCCACCACCUCCCCCCCUCCCCCCGCCCCUGCCCCCGUCCUCCCCCAGCAAAGCUCCGCUGGUGUCCCCACCUGGCCCGCUCACCAAAGGGAACCCCCCUGGGGUUGCACCCCCUCUCCCCUCCGCACCUCCCCCUCCCCCUCCUCCCCCACCUCCUCUCCCAACCCCACUCCCACCCACCCUGGCCUCCGUUCUCGGUGACAGAGCAGCAAAGCCUCAGCUAGCCCCCUUGCACCUGCCGCCCAUGCCACCACCCCUCCCUCUUCUCCCACCCUGUGGGUAUCCUGGGCUCAGUGCAGAAGCUGCCAGCCCUGCCCAAGAUGUUCGGGAGCCUCCUGCCCCACCACCUCCCCCACCUCCACCCCCUCUUUAUGCCUCCUGUACCCCGAGGUCCUCUGUGCCUGCGCCUCCUUUGCCAGGAGCUAACAACAGUGGUGAAGCCCCACUCCUGCUGCCCCCCAAGUCUCCCAGCUUCCAGGCCCAGCCACCCAAGUCCGGCACGCAGGCCUUGCCGGUACCACCAGCCCCUCCGGGAUCCCAGAUGUUCCUGCAGAAGAAGAGGCCCGGCCGAGGCCCAGGGACCAGUGGCGGAAAACUAAAUCCACCCCCAGCACCCCCUGCAAGAUCACCCACCACGGAGCUUUCAAGCAGAAGCCAGCAGGCCUGGACCCCAACCCAGCAGCCCGGAGGUCAGCUGCGGAACGGAAACCUGCAUAUCAUCGAUGACUUUGAAUCUAAAUUCACGUUCCAUGCUGUGGAAGACUUUCCUCCUCCGGAUGAAUAUAAACCAUGCCAGAAGGUUUACCCCAGCAAGAUCCCCAGAAGCCGCACGCCGGGUCCCUGGCUUCAUGCGGAGGCGGCGGGGCAGAGCCCGGAUGACAUCAGGGGCAGGAAUUCUCAGUUAUCUCUAAAGACACUCCGGUGAGAAGACAGAUGAAGCCAAUGCCCUGUGAGCCACCUGGGCCUCCGUGUCGCUAGAUGGGCAUCCCCUGGAGAACAUGUCUGUCCACGUCAUACUUAAAUUGUAACUCAGAUGACAUACAAGCUCUGAGUGGAGCAUUUAUUUAUUGUAAAUAUGUGGUUUGCACAGGCUUUAAAUCAGUAUGAUAGUCGACUUUUACUUGCGUAAUUUAAAAAACCACAAACAUUGUUUCUCCAUUUUUUUAAGAUGCAUCUUGUCAUUCAUCUGUCAUGACAGAGAGAGCCCUGUCCCCACCCCAUGGUGUUCCAUUCCAUGAGUGUAAAUAUGUGUGCGGGCUGGCCUUUCCUAGAUUCUGAACUGUGUUUAGAAGAUUCCUUAGUUUCCAAGUAGUCCCAAAGUCAUAGUAUCCACAGCCGCUUCUUAUUGGCAUGAUUCUAUAGUCUCAUUGCACCAACUGCAAAGUCAAACCAAAUAAUGCCUUAUAAAUGAUGCAGCUCAGAGAGAGUAGCAUAUCCCCACACCCAGACAAUGCCACACAGCCUCCAGUGAACGAGAUGCCAUGUCUCGCUUCCGUUUUGCACACCAGGGAUGAUUUUUUUUUUUUUUUUUGCUGCCUAAUGUAAAUAUAACGCAAAAUAAAGGCAGGAGUGGGCUUGGCCCCCCCAAUGCCAACCACAGGGCCCUUUUGUAACCGAAUGAUCCUACAAGUAGCCAAUGUUCUUACUGUUUACAGUCCCCUAUGCCUACCUUCCCAUGGCUCUCCUCCUGUCCUGCUAAGUUCUUACGCCCCAUCCUGGCAGCCAGGGUAAAGCAAGAUUUAUGAGAUUUUGGGUAUUUUUUCUGCAAGUUAGAAACAUACAUAAUUACAGUAAAGUACAAAUUCUAUCUCAGAGAUUUUUUUUUCUCCCCGAGAGCAGGAUUUUCAUGGAAAAUAUGACAUGAGUACGUGUAGAUUGAAGCAUAUUAGCAAGUAUCUGCCUCACAUACCCGGUGCCUCACUCUCACCCUUAGAAACCCUGGAAGCACCCACCAGGCAAACUAGCUCCCUUCUGAGCUCAAGAGGACCUGACUGGUCUGAAAGCUCCCCCUUCCCUGUGGGGGCACACUUCUCUGUCGGGGAGAAGCGCACAAGUCCAGACACCCCUGAAUAUGGACUUGGUCAGGAUGGGCUCUGACUGCUACGCUCACACUCUUUUUCUCAAGCUGGCAAGGAAAUGGAAGUGUGGUUUUGCUUGCAACGGAACCCAAAUGCUCCCCAUCCUUGGAGGGGAGGCUGUCACGGAGGAAGGAGAUAAAAUAGAAGCAAACAGACUGAACCCCAGGUCUGUGCUCAAAAUAGAUACAGAUUAAAGGAAAUGGGAGGGGGAUGGGAAGAGCAGUGGAAAGGAAGUGUCCCCUGGAACCACUCACUCAUGUGCUCAGACCUCAAGGACACCGUGUCCAGACCACACCAGCCAAAAAAGGUAGCGGGUCAGGAGGGAUUGGGCAAAUGUGACUGCUUGCACUUUGCUGUUGUCUAAAGACUAGGAUGGCAUCCUGCAUCCUUGUUGUGCUUUCUCAUCCCAGAGAGAAGCAAGUGAGCAAGGUCAAGUGCCCUUCUCUGGGGAAUCAAUCAUGCCAAAUUAUAACCGCUUAAAUCAAUUGGAAAAGAAGCUUUUGCAGGUCAUCAGCUCGGGGCAUAGCCGAUUUGUUUUAUCGCUUCUGGAGGGUUUCCAAAAGGUCAGGAUUUCUUUAGUGUAACGGGAUCCACUCCAUCUCCCUCCCACUUGUAUAAAAAUAAUUACAAGGGCUUUAAUUAUCAUGAUGAAGAAGGCCCAAGACAAAGGCAAGUCCACCUUCAGAGGAGACUGGCUGCCCUGAUGAGGCGUUUCUACAUUCACGUUCUGCAUCACUGGAAGAGAAAUCAAAAAUAAAACUGUCAAGGACAGGGGGAAGGGAUGAAAAGAGAAACCAAAAAUUGCAACUAGGGAGAAAUCUCAGGAAUCUGGCAUCACGUCACUCCUCGAGACCUGUCACUGAAUCCACGCCCUUCACCCUCCUGCCUCUGGCAGGACCCACCUGUAGCCCCUUGACCAUAAACUCACGCAGAGGCACCGAGUUACAGCGCUCUUACCACCCUCGAGUCUUCUCACGGACACUGUCGUCUGUGGCUCCCCCGUGUUUCAUAUGUAUUUUAUAUUUAUUGAUGUGCCCUCCGCAGACUCAUUUCUUUGUAUCUAAUAAACUUUAAUAAGUGGAAA
Nyctereutes procyonoides (raccoon dog) is the source of this 3885-nucleotide messenger RNA. RefSeq names its product WAS/WASL interacting protein family member 3 (gene WIPF3). The record is from RefSeq and is a predicted model, not a curated record. The coding region runs from base 176 to 1648 and encodes 490 amino acids. Gene Ontology annotation, biological process: retrograde transport, endosome to Golgi; exocytosis; Arp2/3 complex-mediated actin nucleation. Gene Ontology annotation, molecular function: alpha-tubulin binding; gamma-tubulin binding; actin binding. Gene Ontology annotation, cellular component: early endosome; recycling endosome; WASH complex. The transcript has 9 exons. NCBI's taxonomy places the organism in Eukaryota, Metazoa, Chordata, Mammalia, Carnivora, Canidae.